Fusarium poae is the source of this 558-nucleotide messenger RNA. RefSeq lists its product as uncharacterized. Lineage: Eukaryota; Fungi; Ascomycota; Sordariomycetes; Hypocreales; Nectriaceae. The record is from RefSeq and is a predicted model, not a curated record. The transcript is spliced from 2 exons. The coding region runs from base 1 to 558 and encodes 185 amino acids.
AUGAGACUCACCAUACUUCUCGCUGGCAUCGCUGCCAUUGUCCCCUUCUCCAUGGCAGAGGAACUUGAUGCCGACGACGUACCCUCAACAUGCAGGACGAUCUGCCAACCCAUUGUCGACCUGAGCAACGCAUGCGACAUCGACCCCAAAGAGAACAAAACAAAAGACAAGAGAGGCGACUUUCUACUUGUGGCGAGAAGCAAGGCUGAAGAAGCUAUCGAGGCAAAUUGCAUCUGCACAAACAAGAGCUUCGAUGUCGCCACUGUAAUGGCCUUGUGCGAAAGCUGUAUGGUGCAAAAUAGUGAUGAUGCAGAAGACUUACAAAAGAUGAUGAAGCAAUGUGACUUUACAUCCACUUCGUAUGUGAGCGCUGCGACGAGUGUUGUCUCUGGUAUUUCGGUGGAGGCAACGAAGCCAGCGUCAACAGAUGUCCCUAAGGGUACUACGACUGAUACAGCCGUUUCUGCUACCGAGACGGCUGGUAGUAAUUCUGGGAAGAUUGUGGUCUCUAUCAUGGCUGUCACCUGGGCUAAUUUAAUGUUUGCGUUCUUAUUAUAA